Messenger RNA from Carcharodon carcharias (great white shark), 3227 nucleotides. RefSeq names its product disco-interacting protein 2 homolog B-like. The transcript has 22 exons. Lineage: Eukaryota; Metazoa; Chordata; Chondrichthyes; Lamniformes; Lamnidae. The record is from RefSeq and is a predicted model, not a curated record. Bases 60 to 2789 code for a protein of 909 amino acids.
CCGGAUCCGGCCGCCAUCUUGGGCUGCCGCGGAGAGUCCCGGCGGCAGGAGCGGGCGAGAUGUUGACCCGGCUUUCGGCUGCUCUCCAGCGGCUCCUCUCACCGCCCAGGCCCGAGGCCCCAGGGCCGGAGGCCUCAGGAGGAGCCGGCGAUUCCCGGGCCGCCAGGAAGCGGGGCCGCAGCAGUCCACAGGACAUCGAAGAACAAGAUGAUAAACAGUGGAAGAGAUUUAAAAUGGGUGACCUGGUGGACACGGUGAGGAACACGGCCGAGGGCGUCAGGCUGACCACCAGCAGCGUGCUGAGCUGGGUGCGGAGCCAGGGACCCUCGCUGGGCUCCGUGCUCUCGGCGGCGGCGGCGGCGGCGCCAGCCCCCCGGCGCUCUCCCGGCAGGCAGAGGCGAGCUGCACCACCCCCUCCUCCCCCUCCUCCUCCUCCUCCUCCCCCGGCCUCCUCUCGCAGCCAGGGCAGCAUGUUGUUUGUGGUGGGGAAGGUGGAUGGGCUCCUGAUGGUCAGCGGCCGGAGGCACAAUUCGGACGAUGUCGUGGCCACAGCGCUGGCGGUGGAGCCGGUGAAGACUGCGUAUAGAGGAAGGAUCGCUGUGUUCUCUGUCACUGUGUUUUAUGACGAACGGAUUGUGAUUGUGGCUGAGCAGCGACCAGACACCUCUGAAGAGGACAGUUUCCAGUGGAUGAGCCGCGUGCUGCAGGCAAUCGAUGGUAUCCACCAGGUGGGUGUGUACUGUUUGGCCCUGGUUCCAGCCAACACGCUCCCCAAGACGCCGCUAGGAGGAAUCCACAUUGCUCAGAGCAAGCAGCGCUUCCUGGAGGGGACACUGCAUGCGUGUAACAUCCUGCUCUGUCCACACACGUGUGUGACCAACCUCCCGAAACCCCGACAGAAACAACCCACCGGGGUUGGACCUGCUUCGAUGAUCGUGGGGAACCUGGUGGCCGGGAAGAGGAUCGCCCAGGCUUUGGGGAGGGAACUGGGCCGCAGCGAGGAGCAUGAGCUGGGGCGUAAGUUCCAGUACCUGGCUGAUGUGCUCCAUUGUCGUGCUCAGUCUACACCUGAUCACGUUCUCUUCGUCCUGCUCAAUGCCAAGGGGACUGUGAUCUGCACAGCCUCGUCCCUCCAGCUGCAUCGGCGGGCCGAGAGGAUAGCAUCGGUGCUCAGCGACAAAGGACGUUUUAAUGCCGGGGAUGUCGUGGUUCUGCUCUACCCUCCUGGUGUGGAACUGAUCGCCGCGUUCUACGGCUGCCUGUACGCAGGGUGUGUUCCUGUCACUGUCCGGCCCCCUCACCCCCAGAGUCUCUCCGCCACACUGCCCACCGUCAAGAUGGUCGUGGAGGUCAGCAAGGCCGUGUGCAUCUUGACCACACAGACGUUGUCCAAGCUGUUGCGAUCGAAGGAGGCAGCCAGUGCAGUGGACGUCCGGAGCUGGCCCACCAUCGUCGACACAGAUGACCUGCCCAGGAGGAGGAUGUCCAACAUCUACAGGCCGCCCACGCCCGAGAUGCUAGCCUACCUGGACUUCAGUGUCUCCACCACCGGCAUGCUGACUGGAGUCAAGGUCUCCCACGCUGCCGUCAGUGCCUUGUGUCGCUCGAUAAAGCUUCAGUGCGAGCUCUACUCUUCGCGACAGAUUUCCAUCUGCCUGGAUCCCUACUGCGGCCUGGGCUUUGCGCUGUGGUCCCUCUGCGGGGUUUACUGCGGGCACCAGUCGAUCCUGAUCCCUCCGGUGGAGCUGGAGACCAACCUCCCCCUGUGGCUGUCGACUGUCAGUCAGUACAAGAUCCGAGACACCUUCUGCUCUUACUCGGUGAUGGAGCUGUGUACAAGGGGACUCGGGACGCAGACCGAGAGCCUAAAGGCUCGGGGGGUGAACCUGUCGUGUGUCCGGACCUGCGUGGUGGUCGCAGAGGAGAGGGCCCGGAUCUCACUGACCCAGUCCUUCUCCAAGCUCUUCAAGGACCUGGGGUUGUCGCCCAGGGCGGUCAGUACCACCUUCGGAUCGCGGGUCAACAUCGCCAUCUGUUUACAGGGAACCUCAGGACCUGACCCAACAACGGUCUACGUGGACUUGAAGGCACUACGCCAUGACAGAGUCAGGCUGGUGGAACGCGGAGCACCACAGAGUCUACCUCUCAUUGAAUCUGGUAAGAUGUUACCUGGCGUGCGAGUGAUUAUCGUGAACCCCGAAACCAGGGGCCCUCUGGGAGACGCUCACCUGGGGGAGAUCUGGGUGAGCAGCUCUCACAACUCCAGCGGCUACUACUCCAUCGACGGGGACGAGUCGCUCCAGGCUGACCACUUCAACACGCGGCUCAGCUUCGGAGAUGUCCAGACGGCCUGGGCCAGGACAGGCUACCUUGGCUUCGUCCGCAGGACAGAGCUCACCGAUGCCAGCGGGGAUCGACAUGAUGCACUUUAUAUCGUUGGAGCUCUCGAUGAGACCCUGGAGCUACGAGGUCUCCGCUAUCAUCCCAUCGAUAUUGAAACUUCAGUCUCCCGCGCUCACCGGGGCAUCGGUGAAUGUGCGGUGUUCAGCUGGACCAACCUGCUGGUGGUGGUGGUGGAGCUGAGCAGCUGCGAGCAGGAGGCCCUGGAUCUGGUGCCGCUGGUGACCGGCGUGGUCUUGGAGGAGCACUACCUGAUCGUGGGGGUGGUGGUGGUGGUGGACCCCGGCGUGGUACCCGUCAACUCCCGGGGCGAGAAGCAGCGCAUGCACCUGAGGGACAGCUUCCUGGCCGACCAGCUCGACCCCAUCUACGUGGCGUACAACAUUUAGGGACUGUGGAUAAUCCAACGCCUGAAAUUCAGGAUGGGCGGGCUGGUGUAAAUAUGAAGAUUCCGGACCACCGUGAGCGUUCACGGCCAGUUCCCCGCUCUGCGGCCCGGGGGGGGGGUGGUCUCGUCUCGCCGACUGACCGGCGCCGUCGUUUGACCGUCUCGUCGCGACCUCCGACGUCCCGGACCCGGCUCGAGGCGGUCGUCUGGCCCCUUUCCGGAGCGACCGGCUUGACCGCGGGCGGUGGGGGGGGGCUUGUUCUCUGGCGGUGCUGCGUCGAAAUGUCCGGCUGGUUUUCAAAUCCUUCCGCUCGGUCCUCGUUGUAGCCGUCCUUGUUGACGUUCUUUGUCCUCGAUUUUUUUUUUUGUACAUUUGUGAUAAUUGCUGUGUUUUAUACCUCGACGGCCGAAAAUAAUUAAAGGCAUUUAUUUUUGCUCC